AAGUUGGCCAUUGGUGGUUCUGGUUACAAGGAUGUCCAGGAAUGGCAGUUCAUUGUUAUUCUCGGAUUCUGUUGUAAAUCGGAUGUCUACGAAGACGUUGUUGAUUCUUUGAGAACUAAUGGUAGACUUGAACUUAUGUCAACUAAUUCUAAAGGUGUUGGUGCUUAUGUAUCACCUGAUAUGAUGGUUGCUGAGUACUCAUUACGAGAGAAAUUACCUGCAAAUCAGUAUACAUGGUCAUCUCGAGGACCAAGUACUGAUGGAGCACUGGGAGUGAGUAUCAGCGCACCUGGUGGUGCUAUUGCUUCUGUCCCUAACUGGACAUUACGUGGUACACAACUCAUGAAUGGCACCUCCAUGUCUUCACCUAACGCUUGUGGUGGCAUUGCUUUAAUACUCUCAGGACUCAAAGCUAAUGAUAUACAUUAUACUGUUCACUCAGUCAAAAGAGCAUUAGAAAAUACAGCAGUGAAGGUGGAAAAUACACAUCUGUUUGCUCAAGGUCAUGGUAUUAUUCAGGUUGAUAAAGCCUAUGACUACCUCAUUCAGAAUAAAUCAUUUGUUAGCAACAUAGGCUUUACUAUUACUGUUGGAUACAAUCGUGGAAUCUACCUCAGAGAGCCUAUUCAAGUAGCUGCACCUUCAGACCAUGGUGUUGGAAUAGAACCUUUCUUUCCUGAGAAUACAGAAAAUAAUGAGAGGAUAUCGCUGCAGCUUCAUUUAGCUCUAACAUCAAAUGCUUCCUGGGUUCAGUAUCCUACUCACUUGGAGCUCAUGAAUCAGUGUAGACAUAUUAACGUGCGUGUGGAUCCACGUGGCCUACGAGAAGGAGUUCAUUAUACGGAGGUGUGUGGUUACGAAAUAACAAUGCCCAAUGCAGGACCUUUGUUCAGAGUUCCGAUAACUGUUGUUAUACCAACAAGGACAGAUGAAGCCUCACACUUUGAACUCAAAUUUACUGAUGUUCAUUUUAAACCUGGACAAAUUCAGAGACACUUCAUUGAAGUUCCAUCUGGAGCCACCUGGGCUGAAGUCACAGUCUGUUCAUCAUCACCUGAUGUAACUGCCAAGUUUAUUCUCCAUGCGAUUCAGUUAGUAAAGCAAAAGGCAUACCGAAACCAUGAGUUCUACAAGUUCUCUUCAAUACCAGAAAAAGGAUCAGUCACCGAAGCAUUUCCAGUAUUAGGGGGAAGAACAAUUGAAUUGUGUAUUGCCCGAUGGUGGGCAAGCCUCAGUGAUGUCAGUAUUGAUUAUUCCAUUUCUUUCCAUGGCAUAGUUUGCACUACAUCUCAGUUGAACAUUCAUGCUUCAGAAGGCAUAGUGCGUUUUGAUGUUCAGGCAACACUGAAAUACGAAGAUAUUUCACCUUCCAUAAAUCUCAAAUGCUGGGUUCAAACACUAAGACCACUGAGUGCUAAAAUAAAGCCUUUAGGAUCCCGAGACGUAUUGCCAAAUAAUCGACAAUUGUAUGAGAUGGUUUUGACAUACAAUUUUCAUCAACCCAAAAGUGGAGAAAUAACUCCAAGUUGUCCCUUGCUUUGUGAACUCUUAUAUGAAUCAGAAUUUGACAGUCAGUUAUGGAUUGUCUUUGACCAGAAUAAAAAACUUAUGGGAUCAGGUGAUGCUUAUCCUAACCAGUAUUCCCUGAAACUGGAGAAAGGAGAUUAUACCGUGCGGCUACAGAUCCGUCAUGAGCAGAGCAGUGAGCUGGAUCGCAUCAAAGACCUUCCAUUUAUUGUCUCUCACAGACUGUCUAGUGCACUGAGUUUAGAUAUAUAUGAUACCCACAGUCAGGCUCUCUUAGGGAAGAAGAAAGCAAACAGUAUAUCUCUGCCACCAAACUACACUCUGCCGUUCUUUGUUACAUCUUUGCCAGAUGACAAAGUACCUAAAGGAACAAGUCCUGGAUGCUAUCUUGCAGGAUCAUUGACACUUUCAAAGACCGAACUUGGAAAGAAAGCGGGGCAGCCUUCAGCAAAGCGACAAGGAAAGGUUAAAAAGGAUGUAAUUUCAGUUCAUUAUCAUUUGAUCCCAACCCCAAUAAAAAACAAGAAUGGAAGCAAGGAUAAAGAGAAGGAUUCAGAAAAAGAUCUAAAGGAUGAAUUUGCGGAAGCUUUAAGAGAUUUAAAGAUACAGUGGAUGACAAAGUUUGAUACCAGUGAGAUAUACAGUGAACUGAAAGAGACCUUCCCUAACCAUCUCCCCUUAUAUGUUGCAAGACUUCAUCAGCUGGAUUCUGAACAGGAGCGAAUGAAAUGUUUAAAUGAAAUAAUUGAAGCUUCUAAUACAGUGAUCUCUCAUAUCGACCAAACCGCCCUUGCUAUUUAUCUUGCUAUGAAGACAGAUCCCAGGCCUGAUGCUGCUACUAUAAAAAAUGAGAUGGAAAAGCAGAAAUCUACCUUAGUAGAUGCUCUUUGCCGGAAAGGAUGUGCAUUAUCAGAUCAACUUCUGCAGUUACAGGCCCAGGAAGGGGCUGCAUCAAAUGACACUGAAUGUAAAGAUGAUAGCCAAGAAGCCAUCUUGAAUACUCUGACAGAGACUUUCUGGGAAACUUCAAAAUGGACUGACCUGUCUGAUAGCAAGGUUUUGCUCUUUGCUUACAAGCAUGCACUGGUAAACAAAAUGUACGGCAGAGGUCUCAAAUUUGCAAAUAAACUUGCGGAGGAGAAACCCACCAAAGACAAUUUGAAAAACUGUAUACAGCUAAUGAGGCUACUUGGAUGGACUCACUGUGCGUCUUUUAGUGAAAACUGGCUUCCUGUGAUGUUCCCACCCGAUUAUUGUGUGUUUUAAAAUACUGCAGUUGUGAAUUCGAGAUGUUCUUUAUAUUGACUGAAUAUAAAAUCUGUGAACUUACUGGAUUGCAUGUUUUCAUCUAUUACUGAAUGCUUCACUUGUAUGUAUUAAUCAGAGGAUAAGGGGCUGCAGUAUAUUUGUGUAGUUUGGAUCCAGACAUGAAGAAGUCUAUUUAAACUGAAUUCUUAGUUCCUUGAGUAGUUCAUUUGCCUCAGAAGUGAAAAUUUAAACACAAAACCUAUUGCAUACAUCACAUUGCUGGCAAUGGAUGUUUGAGAACAGCCAGCACCAAAGUUUAGAAAAUGGAAAUGGAAUAGCUUCUUGCAUGUGUAUGUGGAUCUUAACUGUAAUUUUAAUCAUAAGGCUAUACAAGCUGUUAUUUUUACAAUGAGCAGGAUUUUAACAUGUUUAAACAUAAAUUUUCAAUAGUAUGAAGGCCUUAAAUGAAGCUACAACAAGGGUAGCUAAAAACUUAUUUAUUAGAUUUAAUAAUAACAGAACUUAAUUACCAGUAUCAUUUGCAAGAGUUUACAUUUUAUUAUUUUUUUUUUAAGAAUAACUUCCACACUCACUAACAAUGUGUUCUGAAUUACUGUUGCAAAGGUGCUCUGGAUAUCUUCAGUUUGGAGAUACUCACAAAUAUCCACAUGAUACAGAGUAUCGGUAAAAAAAUCGAUACAUGUAUAAAGUGUCAGUUAAUACUUAAUCAGGUAUUGUAAAACUUAUACAUAUAUGUUAAUAAUGUUUGAAAAACAAAACUGCAGAAUAAAUGUGCAGAUUUAAAUAUC
This is a messenger RNA of Protobothrops mucrosquamatus (brown spotted pit viper), 3584 nucleotides long. Its product is annotated as tripeptidyl-peptidase 2. Gene Ontology annotation, biological process: proteolysis. Lineage: Eukaryota; Metazoa; Chordata; Lepidosauria; Squamata; Viperidae. The annotation marks the transcript as partial. The record is from RefSeq and is a predicted model, not a curated record. Gene Ontology annotation, molecular function: tripeptidyl-peptidase activity; serine-type endopeptidase activity. Gene Ontology annotation, cellular component: cytosol. The transcript is spliced from 22 exons.